UAGCUGUCCACGCAUGCAGCAACGGCCCUGGCUCUUUGGGGGAGAGACCAGCCUUCCCUUGCCGGCCUGAUUCGCUUAGAUGCUGUGCAAAAGUCUCGUCUCCAUGCUCCAGCCGCUGCAUUUCAAGUCGUGCGUAUUUACUUAUUUUGAUGCUUCGUUAUUAGGCUGAGACCUUCUUCUCCUUUUCCCACCCAACCUAUCGACCCUCUCGACCUUGACUUCAACACUCACGUCGAUCAAGACUGUCCGAGUCCCAACAUGGAAGAAGAGAACCACGCCAGCCCACCCGCCGACUCGGUGGAGAAGCCGGCCGAUCAACCCGAGACCCAAAACAUUCCAGUCGAGGAGGAUGCACAUGCCUCAGCCGCACCCGACGCUGUGGGAGCCCCAACAGCCCCAGCCAGCGGCACAGCUGAAUCAGAUCAUACCAAGGACGAGGCACUCGACCAAGACGAGCCGCAGCCAAGUGCUGAGGACCCACACGACGAGGACUCCCACAUAAGCCUCAGUGGAGAGCCCGAGUUCGACUCACAUCAAGAGCCGUCGAUCCAAGACGAACCCACACAAGAACACCACUCGGAAGCAGAGCACACAGAGGAAGAGAAGGAUGAGCCCUCAUUACCUACAGGAGACUCUGUUCUCGAGUCCGAGUCAGAUCAAAGCCAUGCAGCUUCGACACUCCAAGACCCGAGCGAAGCCACCGAGAAUCAAGAUGGGACAGAACUCUCUUCAAGGAGGGGGUCCAACUCCUGUGACUUGGACAGGCGCCACUCCGUGAGGACAGAGGCAUUGAUCCAAGCUGCUGCACGAGCCGUCGUCUCGAUGAGGGAACAGAAUGGGGAAGAGUCUGCACAUGAAGAUCCAGACAGUGCCGACGAGUCCGCCAUGAGCUCCACAAAUGACACCGAAGAUCAGGACGAUACCAUUCACCCUGAUUUCGACCAGGACGCUCCGAGCAGACCCCAGUCAUCCGCCUCGCGGUCCAUUCACUCCUCGGAGGGCGAUUGCGCCGAGAACAGCUCGCGCAACAGCACAGAGGACGACGUGUUUAGUGACCGCAGCCCUCGCACCUCCAUCCACUCGUCAGAUGAGCACUACGACAACGAUUCCGUCGAGGCCAUGACUGAGAAGGGCGACCAGUCCCCGUAUGUGCGAUCUCGUGUGGCUUCUGGAGUGUCCACUUCCGAUGCUUCGGUCAUGUCUGAGCAGUCUCGGCUAUCACGAUACGACAAGGAAGAUUUUGUUCCUACCUCACGCACCAACAGACCUGCAUUCCGAAGCCCAUCCUCCGUCCGCGCUAUGCAGAUGUCAUCCCCUACUCCAUCAGCCUACUCGUCGCCUGCCCGCGCCAAGAAGCAAUAUGGCCUGCCCACAAUCUCGAGGCUCGGGAGCCCAACAGUGUCGGGUCAAUUUCCGCCUAAGGGGCGGUCAACGCCCACGCGCUUCAAACGCCCUGAGCCAGCCCCGCUGGUUCUGCUGCAUGUCACACUGCUCCCUCUCCGCUGGGCAUAUGGCGAGGUGGUGAACUAUUUUGAGGGCAAGAAAAUCCCCCCAGCCCUGUUCUCCAGCGAAGGAAUUAAGAACCUCCGCGUGGCCUGGCGUCAGCUGCAGGACCGCCUUGGAGACACCGAGAUGGAACGAGGAAUCCUCCUUCCCCACCCUCAAAAUGACUACGAGAUUCUCGAGGAGCGUCUCUUGGAGGCCCUCGAGCUUCCUUUGCGACGCCGGGCCCGUAUCCUGGAGUGCGGACACUACCUGGGACCUUCGAACGAGAUGACCCCUAGUUCCGACAUCGAGGACGACUCAGAGGAUACUAGCGAUGCCGAAGACUCUGAGGCCAGCAGCAGAAAGGAGAAGAGACACUGGUGCAAGACCUGCAAAGGAGACAUCAAGUACGAAGAGCUCGGGUCAGAGAGGGUGUUUCGCAUCAAGGUCUACGCUAGCAACGGGCUUAUGAGUCCCGGGGCCUGGGAGGCCUGCUGGAAAGAGAUGGAGCGCGUGGACAUUGAAGUGGAGCCCAUCACUGGUUCCCAAAUCCAAGGUGAGCUGGCCAAGCUUGGCGCUACUUUCGACCAGGAGCACCAGCAACGCCUGGACCAGCAGGCCGAAGAACAAGAGCGGUUGCAUCUUGAGGAAGAAGAGCGUCUGCGGAUGGAGGUUGAGAGCCGUCAACAACUCGAGGAGGAGCGUGCACAGCUCGAAGCUCAGCGCCAGCAAUUUGAAGAGGAGCGACGCCGGUCUCUAGAGGAAUCACAGAGGAAGCUCGAAGAAGAACGUCGACAGGCCGAGAAAGAGCAGCGUGAACGCCUUGAGGAAGAGCGCCGCCAACAGUUUGAGGAGGAGCGUCAGCUUUUGGAUGCUCAACGACGGGAAUUCGAGCUCCAACGCCAAGAACUUGACGAGCAGAGGAAGAUGAUCGAGCAAGAACAGCGGCAGCAUCUCGAGGAGGCUCGUCGCCAGGAGCUCGAAGAGGAGCAUCGCCUGCUUGAUGAGCAGCGCCAGCAGCUGGAAGAAGCACGUCAACAGUUCGAAACAGAACGACGCCAGCGCCUGGAAGAAGAAGAGCUUCGGCGGCAGAGGGAGGAAGAGGAGCAGAAGCAGCUCUCGUCAGCACGCUCUAUUUCUCGAACCUCAUUUGUGGAGGACGACCUCGCCUCACCAACUCUCGACACCGCCAGCUCCACUGAUGUCGACGGUCGUCGGCGUGAUUCUGACCGACUCCGUGAGAUCUAUGGCAGCCACGGUCGCUCUUCGUCCGAGAUCACGGCCACCAACUCCUCACCGGCGAUCCACAUCCACGUAGGCUCGGGCCGACAACAAGAAGAGGAGCAGAACUCGCGGCAGCUGGCAACCAUUCCCGCCCCACGCGAGCCUGAUAUGCCGCCAGCUCAAGCACACGCUGAUGCCCGGCAGCCGAAUGCUUAUGUUGCCCCACAAACACCAGCAUCGCCGUCUGAGCAGGCUUACCAGAGGCGGGAGGAUCGCCGUCGGUCGCUGGACUCUGCCUCGCUGGCCGAGCUGGUCGGCGAGUCGAUCAGGAUUCUCCUGCAAGACCCCAAGAACGUCGCAAUCGCUGUCCUGGUGGUCCUGAUUGCCAUGCUCGCCGGGCAGUAUGCGAAGCGUGACGAGCACGGUGUCGAGCUCUACAAACCCCAGCAGCACCACUCCUACCAGCACCAUCAGCUCGACGCCCGGGAGCCCGUGGGCCAGGUCAUCAUGAACACACCUGUCGUGCAGCGUGUCGAGACCAUGGCGCCGCCGCCCCCUGUCGCGGAGACGGUCUACAGGACUGUCACAGAAUCCCCAUCAUCCUCACCGACACCGCUGGUCGAGACUGUCUACAAGACCAUCGUCGAGUCCUCCCAGGCGCCCCCACCAUCCCAGCGCACAGAGACCGUCUACCACACGGUGGUCCAGCCUCCUGUCCAGGAGAAGCCGACGCCUGUUGUGGAGACUGUCUACACCACGGUGACGGAAUCCCUGGCCCAGCCCCACCACCAAACAAUCGUAGCGCACGAGCACGCCCGCCAUCAACAGUGAGGAGGCUGAGAUAGAUACCGAUGUCGAUCAUAUCAUCGCGACCGCGUUCAACCCCACUUGCGGUCUGGAGCAGGAGGCUCUUGUCCUGGAGCCAGACGUGAUCUCCGCGGGGGAAAGCAUCGAGAAGCAUGAGGAGGAACAACAAGAAGACAUGCCUGUCGAUUCGUACAGCCCGGCGGAGGCAGUCUCGCCACAAGUCUCGUCUGUGGCGUCGCCUAGCACAGACGAAGCCACCAUCAGCGUGACUACAACAGUCAGGAUCGCGGAGACAAUAACGGAGACCGUGGUCGUGACGACUACGAGGACAAGCUAUCAGCCUGACCUCGGCGCCACCGGAGUCCCUGAGGUAUCCGAGGUAUCCGAGGUAGCGUAGGUGUACACCUUAGCAUCAGAUGUUGAUACCUGGAUGGGUCCAGAGAACAUAUGAACAUGGAUACCGGAAUGGGCGGUCGAUGAACGUCCUGCCACACAAUAACAUACGCACAAGGAGGAGCUGUUCCGAGGCUCGAAGGGUAGGCUUUGAAGGAUGGGCAGAUGGUGUUGGAAAUGUUUUAUUGCAUGGCUGGGGCGCGGUUUCUUUUACGUUUUGAACUUAUUCUCUGAUUCUUGCUCGGGUUUGGGUUCUGAUUCUGCGGGAUUCAAUAAUGUAAAUAGCAUACAACAGACAGCGAGCGAGCGAGCGAGCGAGCACAUGUGGACUUUGACUGAAUGAAGCAUUUGAAUCCAGGGAAGGAGAUUGACUGAAAGCGCUCGCAUACACAAUUUUUCAUACCCCCUACAGUAGAUAGAUGAACAUGGUUCCGUUUUGUAAACAA
Molecule: messenger RNA, 4355 nt
Organism: Diaporthe batatas
Lineage: Eukaryota; Fungi; Ascomycota; Sordariomycetes; Diaporthales; Diaporthaceae
Exons: 2
Coding region: 259-3540 (1093 amino acids)
Source: RefSeq, a predicted model, not a curated record